Messenger RNA from Prosopis cineraria, 375 nucleotides. RefSeq lists its product as uncharacterized. The record is from RefSeq and is a predicted model, not a curated record. The transcript has a single exon. The coding region runs from base 1 to 375 and encodes 124 amino acids. NCBI's taxonomy places the organism in Eukaryota, Viridiplantae, Streptophyta, Magnoliopsida, Fabales, Fabaceae.
AUGCUAGGGAAGCUUCAAUACUUGACAGUGACACAUCUAGACAUAGUGUACGCAAUCAAUUUGCUUAGCCAGUUUGUAGCGGCACCAAGACGCACACACAUGGUAGCGGUGGAGCGGGUACUACGAUUUCUCAAGUGUACUCCAGGACAGGGUAUAUUACUCACAGCUAAGGGACCUAUGAAGCUUGAAGCAUACUGUGAUGCAGACUGGGCUGGAUGCCUUGACACCAGACAAUCGUGCACAGGCUAUCUCAUCAAGGUAGGAGGAUCCCCUGUCUCGUGGAAAUCAAAGAAACAGAGCAUGGUUGCAAGGUCAUCCGUAGACGCAGAGUAUAGGGCGAUGGCAACAACAGUGAGCGAAGUCAUAUGGCUGUGA